Tupaia belangeri chinensis (Chinese tree shrew) is the source of this 2773-nucleotide messenger RNA. RefSeq names its product zinc finger C4H2-type containing (gene ZC4H2). Lineage: Eukaryota; Metazoa; Chordata; Mammalia; Scandentia; Tupaiidae. The record is from RefSeq and is a predicted model, not a curated record. Gene Ontology annotation, biological process: positive regulation of neuron differentiation. Gene Ontology annotation, cellular component: nucleus.
UUCAAACCCCUAUCGCACAGGCUCAGAACCCCAACCCCGGAGGAGGUGGUUACAUUGUGUCUAUUGUAUCCCUUGUCUGUUGUAUUUGUACAUUUCUCCCGACCUGAAAUAGAGUGAGAAGCAUGGCAGAUGAGCAAGAAAUCAUGUGCAAACUGGAAAGCAUUAAAGAGAUCCGGAACAAGACUUUGCAGAUGGAGAAGAUCAAGGCCCGUUUGAAGGCUGAGUUUGAGGCACUUGAGUCAGAGGAGAGGCACCUGAAGGAAUACAAGCAGGAGAUGGAUCUCCUGCUACAGGAGAAGAUGGCCCAUGUGGAGGAACUCCGUCUGAUCCAUGCUGACAUCAAUGUGAUGGAAAACACCAUCAAACAGUCUGAAAAUGACCUAAACAAGCUGCUAGAGUCUACCCGGCGGCUGCAUGAUGAGUAUAAGCCUCUGAAGGAACAUGUGGAUGCCCUGCGCAUGACUCUGGGCCUGCAGAGGCUCCCUGACUUGUGUGAAGAGGAAGAGAAGCUCUCCUUGGAUUACUUUGAGAAGCAGAAAGCAGAAUGGCAGACAGAGCCUCAAGAGCCACCCAUCCCUGAGUCGCUGGCUGCUACAGCCACUUUCAGGCAGCAGCCCCCACCUAUGAAGGCCUGCUUGUCAUGUCACCAGCAAAUUCACCGGAAUGCACCUAUUUGCCCUCUGUGCAAAGCCAAGAGUCGGUCCCGGAACCCCAAAAAGCCGAAACGGAAACAGGAUGAAUGAAGAGAGGAAGAGCACAUGGAGCUCUGUUGAUCAUAACUCCUCCCCUUGGCCAGAGUGAUUGAUGUUCUCAUUUGAAACAACCUUUCCCUAUCCCCACCAAGUCUCCUGUUUAUGGUGAUUGAAGCACAACUCCUCUCACUUUACUCUUACUACUUCUUGCUCUUGGGAAUUCCAGUUUAGGAAGAGAUGUGGUUCCGGUGCUAAUGACAGCGUGUCUGAUGAUCCCUUUUCUUCCACCUACAUUUCAAUCCCUGCCCUCAUUUCAACUCUGCCCUCAUUUGAAGUUUAGGCAAAGGCAAAAAGCCCAAAUGUGUCUCUGUCUCUUAUGCCUGAGGCCUGGAGCCUAAGGAGCUCUAGGGUCUGAAGCUGGGGGAGGCACAUAUCUUGUUUCAGAUAAAGGGUCCAGGAUUUCUCCUCCUAAUAUUUUUGUCUUAGGCUCUGAAGGGAAACCAGUCCUCUUGCCAGACUUCUCAACAGUCUGGGUGCAUAUAGCUCCCUGAUCCCAACCCUUAUCUUAUUCUUAAAGCCCAUAAGUAUAUUGAACAAGCCCUCCUGUUCAUAUUCAUUUGGGAGACCUGGCUGUUAUAUCUCCUCUCACCCAAAUCUCCCUGAUAUGCUAAAAUUCUUAGGUACCAGGCUCUGUGCCUGAGGAUCCUGAGCUUUUGUGGGCCUACCCCCCAAGUGUAUAGUGUUUGCAAAUCAGUAGUAGAAAUUUCCCACAGUAAAAUCAUGGAGCCAGACAGACCCAUUCUACGAGAUCUGACUAACUCACUGUCAAAGUCAAUGGGGCUGCCUUAGGCUGAGAAGGGACUUAGGCCGACAUUGGUGUUGGCUUUCAUUCAAAGCCAUUACUCUAGCAUCUGUUUAAUGGUAUAUUGAAAGGGAAGAGGAGUGGAUUUAGAGUCAAGUGAGUGCCAAUUACUUUGUAACAUAUGUAGGUUAGUUGGACUUUCACUCCAUUUAUCACUUCCUCUCUUUGAUCUGGCACCUUCUGUAAGAUAGCCUCAGCUCAAGAUAGCUGUUGGUCACCCCUUUCCUGUGGAUUGUGUAAGUGUCCUUCCCUCCCCAAAGAAAAAGCACUAGACUCUCUAAGCCUCACAGCUCUCCUCUCUACCAAACUCAGCUCUCUUAGUUAAGACAUUCCUAGACAUAGAGAUGGGAGUGGAGGUUGUCUAUUUGAAAAAGUUUUAGCCCUGACUGGAGAGAAGGGGUUAGUUUUCCUCCCUUCCUUAACUAUAGUUGCCACUGUGUUUAUGUGUUCACAAUAUAAAAGGUUCCUCUGCUUUUGAAAGUAAGAAUGUUAUGUCUGUACAAAUAGUUUUAAGUAAACAUUAGUUCAUUGGAGUAAAUGCUGACUGCCUACUGUGUACUGAAUAAUACAAAAGAUGUAAUGCUAUUCACUCUUUUGGAUAGCUCUUUUUUGCUCCUAUUCACUCAUCCUUACAAAUGAGAAAGCCAGGCACUAGCACAUAAUAAUUUACAUAAUUAUCCUAAUAAUUUCCAUAUGCUUAGCACCUAUUCUGUGCCAGGGCCCUAUGUAUGAUGCUUUACAGAUUUGAUUACAUUUGAUAUUCAAAACAACUUUACAGGCUAAGUAUUCUUACUGCCAUCUUUUCUCCCUGAAAAGGAAACAACCUCAGAGAAGUUAAAUGACUUGUCCAGAGUUAAUGGCUAGUAAGAGGAAGUUUCAGGAGUUUAAACCAGAUUUGUCCAAUAGCAGAGUCUAUUUUUUUCUACUUCUCCAAAGUCUUUUUUUCUUUAAGUCUUUCUCUGUUUUGGGAUGACUUGAUGAUGAGAGUGACUGUAAUAACUCUGAACCUGAAAUCAGGUAUAAGGUAUCCGGUGACAGAUUGAUUCAGGGAAAUAAAGUCCUGAUCCCCUAUAAGAAUAUAGUAGGGAACAACUCUGAAGGAGUAUCACAGCUUCCCCUUAGGGUAGUUCGAGGUUGCUAUUAUGACUGCAUCACAGUUCCAAAGUCUACCUCUAUCAAGACUUUUUCCCUUCCCUUUCCUUCUCUCCCCUUCCUUUGC